AUGUCUCAAUCUAGUGCUUUUUCUCGUGUUUUAGCAGUUACCGGUGCUCUAACAGCUUUAUCUCUAACUGGUUAUGCUAUCUAUUUUGAUUACCAAAGAAGAAAUAAUCCAGAGUUUAGAAAAGGUUUAAAACGUGAAUUAAAAAAACAGGCAAAGGCUUUGAAAUUGGAAGAAGAAGAAGCUAAACAAAGGAAGUUACAAGAAGUUGGUGAAGCUUUAACUAAAGACUUGGCUACUGAUCCAUUACCUACUGAUCCAGCACAAAGAGAAGCUUCCUUUGCCACUAAUGUCGAAUUGGGUGAACGUUUAUCUGUUGUUCCUGGUAAAGAAUUAGAAGCUGCUUGUAAGUUCUAUAAAGCUUUAAGUGUAUACCCUAACCCAGCUGAUUUAUUAGGCAUAUAUCAAAGAAGUGUACCAGAAAACAUUUAUGAAUAUAUCGUAUUGAUGAUUGCUGUAUACCCUCCAACUAACAUCGCCUCAAUUAUAAACGGUGUCCAAAAUCCAACUGCUGCUGUCAGUGAAGCUGAAUUAGCCGCAAUGUCUAAAGUUAAUGAUAUUGACGAAUAA
Molecule: messenger RNA, 567 nt
Organism: Vanderwaltozyma polyspora DSM 70294
Lineage: Eukaryota; Fungi; Ascomycota; Saccharomycetes; Saccharomycetales; Saccharomycetaceae
Gene: TOM20
Product: TOM complex receptor protein TOM20
Exons: 1
Coding region: 1-567 (188 amino acids)
Biological process (GO): protein targeting; protein import into mitochondrial matrix; tRNA import into mitochondrion
Cellular component (GO): mitochondrial outer membrane translocase complex; mitochondrial outer membrane
Molecular function (GO): transmembrane protein transporter activity
Source: RefSeq, a predicted model, not a curated record